CCCAUUUCUCUUCUGUCAUCGCGGAAACAGAAAUUAAACAUUAGCCAAAACAAAAUGGGGUCAGCUCUGGAUACUCCAGCGAAGUGUCGUCUCUGCGAUGUUAUGACCGCUAAUCCCGUCACCCUGAAAUGUAAUCACCGGUUCUGCCAAAGAUGCAUUGGAGACUUGUGGAGCAUUAGCCCGUCCGGACCGUACCACUGUCCUGAGUCGAGGUGUAAAGUUGUAUACCAGACCCUUCCGUUCGAUAAGAGUUUCAUAAGGCCGACUACCCCGAGUCGACAGCCGCCUCCACGCAGUGCUGCAGGGACAUCAUCUAGUCAAAAUGAACAAAGUACAUCUGCCUCCGGCUUGAAGAGAACCUCACUGACCAGCCGGCUCCUUGGGAAGAGAAAGGCCAGCACUCCUGUUUCAGAGGAACAUGUCACAAAGCGAACAGCUGUGGAGUCUCCAUAUGACCGGUCCAGAACCACUGAGACUCCCACCACCUCCUUAUCAGAUGAGCCCGGGCAUUCAACUGUGGGGAUGUCCACAAAUGACGUGGACCCAGAAUCCACACUGUCUGCUAGGGGUGAUAGCAAAUCCCCCCCCAAGAACUCUGACAGCAAAGUAGCCGAAAACGAUGUGCCUCAAGAUGUCCCGGUGAAGCAGAACCAGCAAAAAAUAGAAUCAUCGGAUGAUUCUGACAGCUCCAGUGAAGUGGAUCUCUGUUAUGCUCCAAUUACUGCCACUCCCAAGAGGGAUGCAAGCACGGCAGGAAUUUACAUCUCGCCAAGGAAACCUGCCUCACCUGCAGUCUCCGAUAGCCGUCCUGCGGGCUUAAAUCCAGGGAAGGAAUCAGCUCCUGUCAACAGGACACCUUUGAUAGCCACUAAAAGCCCUGCACCUGCUUCGGGUUCCUCAAACCAUUUCGGGCUCUUCUUCAAACCAGAGAAGACAAGCACCAGCCCAGUCCCCUGUCAUUACUGCCCUAAAACCGGGUACCAGCCGGCUGUAAAGACCUGCCUGGUGUGCGGGGCAUCCAUGUGUAAAGAGCACCUUCGUCCUCAUCUGGAAUCGCCGGUGUUCCAGAACCACACCCUGGUUUCUCCCGUGGAAGACAUUUCCCUCUGGAGAUGCCAAGAGCACCACGAGAUAAACCGCAUCUACUGCAAACAGUGUGCGGCGUGCGUGUGUACUGUGUGCACGGUGAUUGGCUCCCACCGCGACCAUGCGUGUAUCAGCAUCAGGGAGGCGGAGAGAGAGCUCAGGGCAAGCCUGAAAGAAGAGAUCAAACAUCUGCAGGAGGCUGAACAGCAAGUGAAGAACAGAGUGGCUGAACUCACAGAGAAGAAAGAGACUUUCAGAGUGGUUUUAACUGAGGCACUAGACGGAGUAAAGCAGCAGUACAGAACCAUUAGAGAGGCUUUAGAACAAGAGGAACAAUCAGCUCUUUGCUGUGUGAUGAAGGAGGAAAGCAGGGUACUGGGGGGUCUGGCGAAAAAACUCUGCAUCCUCCAGAGCUCACUGCAAUCCAUCCAAAAUGGCCUCCACACACUGGAGGGUCUGGCUGAUGCCAGGGCGGACACACGUGUUCAGGACCAGGCCUUCAUUAUGGAGUACAGCCGGAUUUCUCAGCUCACCAGUGACAUGGGGAACUGUGUUGAACAGUUUGAGCCCCCAGAAGAAGUGGACCAUGACCGUUUGAGCUGCCUGCAGAAGUGGACAGAGAAACGACUGGACUCCGUCAUCAUCACCAUGCCAGGAAAAGACAGAGAUCUCUACAGGCUGCUGUAUGGCACCAUUCCAGCCAUGGAUGCAGAUACGGCUCAUCUGAAGCUGCAGCUUACUGAUGACAACAGGAAGGUGGCCUACAGCGAAUCCCCGCAGGCCUACACAGAGCACGAGGCUCGCUUCAGCUCCUUCCCACAAGUCCUAGCGUCUUUCGCCCUGGAGCAGGGCCGCUGGUACUGGGAGGUGUCUGUGUCCAUGGACGACGGCCGCUGGAAGGUGGGUCUGUGCGAGGGUCAAAUUGAAAGGAAGGGCCAAAAGGACAGCUCUCGACUGGGCUUCAACAGCUACUCCUGGUGCCUGGCCUGCGACAAGAGGAAGCUGGAGGCUGUUCACAACAAGGAGACGGUUCCUUUAAGGGCAGAGGGGCUGCAAAGGGUGGGAGUGUUCCUUGACUUCGAAGAGGGCAGCUUGUCAUUUUUUAAUGUGACACUAGGGGGCAGUCUUGCUUUAUUGCAUUCUUACAAGCACAAUUUUUCUGAGCCUCUUUACCCUGCUCUUUCUGUGUCUAAAACCCAGCUGACCAUCUGUGAUCUGUUCCAUUCAUAAAUCAAGCAGCAGUGGCAUCUCCGCUCUGUUGAAGGUCCUACAACGUUUGUUAUAGCUCGUGCCUUUUUAUAGAACUUUGAAUAUUUUUAUUCUCAUUUAAAUGUGACACUUCUUAAUAUCGUUAAGAUGAUGAUUCUAUAUUUUGCUAAACCCAAAAAAUGCUUGGGUGUGAUUUCUAAAUGAUUUGUUAACACUGGAACUGAACCAAGGUGACCUACACUUUUGACAAGUUGUAAUAUUUUCUUUUUGUCUGAGAUUUUACCUAAAAGGCAGACCAUGCAUGCACAAACUUGGAAUCAAAUUUGUAUUUAAUUGCAUCUUAUUUUCCAUCUUCAACCUGCUGUGCUUCUGUGAAAUAAAAUGCCGGCUUCAAAGACCAAAA
Molecule: messenger RNA, 2698 nt
Organism: Girardinichthys multiradiatus
Lineage: Eukaryota; Metazoa; Chordata; Actinopteri; Cyprinodontiformes; Goodeidae
Product: E3 ubiquitin/ISG15 ligase TRIM25
Exons: 7
Coding region: 55-2316 (753 amino acids)
Molecular function (GO): protein binding; zinc ion binding
Source: RefSeq, a predicted model, not a curated record